Messenger RNA from Hyaena hyaena (striped hyena), 3734 nucleotides. RefSeq names its product collagen type VI alpha 2 chain (gene COL6A2). Bases 109 to 2862 code for a protein of 917 amino acids. The record is from RefSeq and is a predicted model, not a curated record. NCBI's taxonomy places the organism in Eukaryota, Metazoa, Chordata, Mammalia, Carnivora, Hyaenidae. The transcript is spliced from 28 exons.
CGCUCUCCGCCCGAGCCCCGCCGCCUGGACCCGGAGCUCCUGGAGACGAGUCGCGAGGGCGCCCCGCGCUCCGGGGUCAGGAUAUCAGGGCGCACGGGUGCUGCCAAGAUGCUCCGGGGCCCCUGCUCCGCCCUCCUGUUCUGGGGGCUCCUGGGGGCCCUCCGUGCCCAGCAGCAGGAGGUCAUCAGCCCCGGCACCUCUGACAGAAACCACUGCCCAGAGAAGACCGACUGCCCCAUCAGCGUGUACUUCGUGCUGGACACGUCGGAGAGCGUCGCCAUGCAGUCGCCCACCGACAGCCUGCUCUACCACAUGCAGCAGUUCGUGCAGCAGUUCAUCAGCCAGCUGCAGGACGAGGCCUACCUGGACCAGGUGGCCCUGAGCUGGCGCUACGGCGGCCUGCACUUCUCCGACCUGGUGGAGGUGUUCAGCCCGCCCGACAGCGACCGGGCCUCCUUCACCAGGAGCCUGCAGGGCAUCAGCUCCUUCCGCCGGGGCACCUUCACCGACUGCGCGCUGGCCAACAUGACCCAGCAGAUCCGGCAGCACAGGAGCAAGGGCGCCGUGCACUUCGCGGUGGUCAUCACCGACGGCCACGUCACUGGCAGCCCCUGCGGGGGCAUCAAGAUGCAGGCUGAGAGGGCCCGCGAGGAGGGCAUCCGGCUCUUCGCCGUGGCGCCCAGGCAGAGCCUGCUGAACGAGCAGGGCCUUCGGGACAUGGCCAGCACGCCCUUGGAGCUCUACCGUAACAACUACACCACCAUGCGGCCCGACUCCGAGAUCAACCAGGACGCCAUCAACCGCAUCAUCAAGGUCAUGAAACACGAAGCCUAUGGAGAGUGCUACAAGGUGAGCUGUCUGGAGAUCCCCGGGCCCCCCGGCCCCAAGGGCUACCGCGGACAGAAGGGUGCCAAGGGCAACAUGGGCGAGCCAGGAGAGCCUGGGCAGAAGGGACGACAGGGAGAUCCAGGCAUCGAAGGCCCCAUUGGAUUCCCAGGACCCAAGGGUGUUCCUGGUUUCAAAGGAGAGAAGGGUGAAUUUGGAGCUGACGGGCGGAAGGGGGCCCCUGGCCUGGCUGGCAAGAACGGGACCGACGGACAGAAGGGUAAGCUGGGCCGCAUUGGGCCUCCUGGCUGCAAGGGAGACCCCGGGAGUCGGGGCCCCGACGGAUACGCAGGGGACGCUGGCAGCCCUGGGGAGCAAGGGGACCAGGGCACCAAGGGAGACGCUGGCCGCCCAGGACGCAGAGGACCCCCAGGAGACAGCGGGGCCAAAGGCAGCAAGGGAUAUCAAGGCAACAACGGGGCCCCCGGAAGUCCUGGUGUGAAAGGAGCCAAGGGCGGACCUGGACCCCGAGGACCCAAAGGCGAGCCCGGCCGCAGGGGGGACCCAGGAGCCAAGGGCAGCCCAGGCGGUGACGGCCCCAAGGGUGAGAAGGGAGACCCUGGCCCCGAGGGGCCCCGGGGUCUGGCUGGAGAGGUUGGCAACAAAGGAGCCAAGGGAGACCGAGGCUUGCCUGGACCCAGAGGCCCUCAGGGGGCUCUCGGAGAGCCCGGCAAGAAGGGAUCUCGGGGAGACCCUGGUGACGCUGGGCCCCGUGGAGAGUCGGGGCCGCCUGGUCCCAAGGGAGACCCUGGCCGGCCUGGAUUCAGCUACCCGGGACCCCGAGGAACGCCCGGAGAGAAAGGCGAGCCUGGUCCGCGCGGCCCUGAGGGGGGCAGAGGCGACUUUGGUGCCAAAGGAGAGCCCGGGAGGAAGGGCGAGAAGGGUGAGCCUGCAGAUCCCGGUCCCCCUGGGGAGCCCGGCCUGCGGGGGCCGAGAGGGGCCCCAGGACCCGAGGGAGAGCCCGGCCCCCCUGGAGACCCCGGCCUCACGGAGUGUGAUGUCAUGACCUACGUGAGGGAGACGUGCGGGUGUUGUGACUGCGAGAAGCGGUGUGGGGCCCUGGACGUGGUGUUCGUCAUCGACAGCUCCGAGAGCAUUGGCUACACCAACUUCACCCUGGAGAAGAACUUUGUCAUCAACGUGGUCAACAGGCUGGGGGCCAUUGCCAAGGACCCCAAGUCGGAGACCGGAACCCGCGUGGGCGUGGUGCAGUACAGCCACGAAGGCACCUUCGAAGCCAUCCAGCUGGACGACGAGCGCAUUGACUCGCUGUCCAGCUUCAAGGAGGCCGUCAAGAACCUGGAGUGGAUCGCGGGGGGCACCUGGACGCCCUCGGCCCUCAAGUUCGCCUACAACAAGCUCAUCAAGGAGAGUCGGCGCCAGAAGACCCGCGUGUUCGCGGUGGUCAUCACGGACGGCCGCCAUGACCCCCGGGACGAUGACCUCAACCUGCGGGCGCUGUGCAACCAUGACGUCACGGUGACAGCCAUCGGCAUCGGUGACAUGUUUCACGAGAAGCACGAGAGCGAGAACCUCUACUCCAUCGCCUGUGACAAGCCGCAGCAGGUGCGAAACAUGACCCUCUUCUCAGACCUGGUGGCCGAGAAGUUCAUCGACGACAUGGAGGAUGUCCUGUGCCCGGACCCUCAGAUCGUGUGCCCGGACCUUCCCUGCCAAACAGAUGCACCGCGGCCUGGCGGCGAGCCCGCGGUCACCUUCCUCCGCACGGAAGAGGGCCCGGAUACCUCCUUCCCCAGGACCAUCCCCCUGAUCCAACAGUUGCUAAACGCCACGGAGUUCACCCAGGACCCGGCCGCCUACUCCAGGCUGGUGGCCGUGAUGGUCUACACCGCCGAGCGAGCCAAGUUCGCCACAGGAAACGAGCGGCAGGACUGGAUGGAACUGUUCAUUGACACGUUUAAGCUGGUGCACAGGGACAUUGUGGGGGACCCCGAGACCGCACUGGCCCUCUGCUGAAGCUGUGGGGGCUGCCCCGCCCCGCUGCGUUAACUCCCUGAGGCUGCUACCAUGCACUGAGGGCCUUAAAACAACAGAAAUCUAUUCUCGCUCAGCCUGGAAGCUGAAAAUCCAAGACCCCUGCCGUGGCAGAACCGUGAUCCCUCCGGGGGAGGGGGGGCCCAGGGAGGGUCCUUCCUGCUUCCUCCAGCUCCUGCCUGCCUCCAUUGCCACAGAGCCUGUCCCCUUUUGUAGCCUGACUGCCCCGCCUCCCUCUUCUAAGGAGUUUAUAGUGGCACUUAGGACCCACUAGAAAAUCCAGGAUAGUUUCAAAGUCAUAAUCUAAUUCCAUCUGUGGGGUUUUUUGUUUGGGGGGGGGGGUGUAAAAGAUCAUAUUCGCAGGCUCCAGGAUUAGGAUGUGGUCAUCUUUGGAGAAGCCAUCAUUUAGCUAAAAAUUGAGACAGAAGAGCAGAGCCUCGUAAAUCCACCCAGAACUCCCAGCUUCCCCUCCAGCUUCUGCCUGUGGUCACCCCUUGUGCAUUUUGGUCAACCUCCCUGGUUGAUGCAUUGAGGAAAAUGCCCCCAAAGCAGCCUCCCCCACGUGUCUCUGCUGGGAGUGACUGGGGAGUGCAGGGACCCAGAUUACUUGCUAGACAUCUUCAGCAAGUCCGGCUGCGUGGAUUUAAAGCAGAAGCUGCUUUUCAUCUGUGCUGCCCUCAAAUAAGCUACGUCAGUAAUAGAAGCUUCUUAGGGGAAAAAAAAAAAAAUCCUGCAACCGUUGCGCCAUCUGCUGGUAGCCUGGUGUCCACACCGCUUGGCGACACCCAGGAAGCGUCCUUCAGAUGUUGUGACCACAUCUCAAACAUUCUAUAAAAGCUGAAAAAGAACGUGAA